AUGGAUGAUCCCAACCAAAACCCCCAGGUCAAGCCUGGCCGACUCCCGAGUCUCCUUAACCCCAAGUUUCCAAUCUCGAACGCGACAUUUCAUUUGUUUCCUAACCUUCCUACGGAGCUAAGACAAAUGAUUUGGGAGCAAAGCCUGACGUGUGAGCGAUACAUUAAAGUUGAACUUUGCACUAUCGACAAAACCACUGGCAAAAUUCGUCGCGGUGGAGUUCCUGGUGGAAUUCCGGGUGCAAUUCCUGGCAUCACCCGGCCACUCACAGGGCCAUAUAGAAUUCUUUUCCAUCAUCCACCAAAGCCUGGCGCCUUAUUCAGUACCAGCGCCGAAUCUCGUGCUAGCGCCCAGCGAUUUUAUCGCAUAGUCCUUCCUUGUUUCUAUGUCACGGAGUCUCCCUUGAUCACAGAUUCACUUCAUGAUAGUCAACAGAACACCGAGCGCAAUCCGCAAGGGAUCGUUUUGAGCUACGUUGGUCCCCAAAGUCACAGACGACCUCAAGCUCUCAUACCAGGGACACUUUCCCUCAAUCCUGAGCUAGAUACCUUGGAGAUUGAUGGCCUGCCCCUGUUCACAAACUUUGCGAAUGACGUUUGGAAUCAUGACCCGCGUAAAGCAGGCUUAUAUCACGUAGCCUUCUUAUAUACACAUUGGUCUUUCUCUUUCAGGGUUCAUCAUCUUCCCUGUUAUGCCAGAUCAGAAGAACAGCUGCGCCAGGUCGUGGCCCGGCUUCGAAGUGUCACAUUUAUACACUACGCUGAUGUGGACAAAGUAUCCUACAAAUGUCCCGCUGAGCACCAGUGCCUAUUGCACUAUCGCUGUUUACUUCCUGUCGCAGGGGCUACCGGCAACUUUUCAAGACAGCAGGAUCCACGACACAUCGGGCACGAAGUACUUAAUAAUGUUUAUUUCGAUCUUUCCGACACCUCAGACCUCGGACGGCCAUACCAAAAAUGGAUGGGGUUGGUAGAGAAAUUGAGAGUGACAACACCAUGUGUCUACAAAAUUGCAUACACAACUAAUCGAAGUAAAUCGCCGAUUAGUUGUGAAUCUGACACUGUUGUUCAUUUGAAGUCCGAAGGCGAAAGACGGGAACAAAAGCGACUUAAUGGAAAAGGAUUCCAGCAAGAACAAGUAUGGAUGCAUCUCAAGGAGACCACAGGGCAGUUCAAUGGAGCAGUUGAAACCGCAAUAGGGUUUUGGACAUUUCCUAUUGAGUCUCUUGGCCAAAUCAGCAGAGCCCAUAACCGUUCAGAAGAUCAACGGUGCGGGAAGAUCCCUGCAGCCGACGGUGAGUUUGACAUGAACUUGGACCGCCACGCUAAGCUCCUAGCAAAUGAGGGUUGGGAUAAAGCAGGAUACUAA
This is a messenger RNA of Fusarium oxysporum Fo47, 1368 nucleotides long. RefSeq names its product 2EXR domain-containing protein. NCBI's taxonomy places the organism in Eukaryota, Fungi, Ascomycota, Sordariomycetes, Hypocreales, Nectriaceae. The coding region runs from base 1 to 1368 and encodes 455 amino acids. The record is from RefSeq and is a predicted model, not a curated record. The transcript is spliced from 2 exons.